Messenger RNA from Acomys russatus (golden spiny mouse), 2611 nucleotides. RefSeq names its product potassium voltage-gated channel subfamily D member 2. Gene Ontology annotation, biological process: potassium ion transmembrane transport; protein homooligomerization. Gene Ontology annotation, cellular component: voltage-gated potassium channel complex; membrane. The record is from RefSeq and is a predicted model, not a curated record. The coding region runs from base 1231 to 2349 and encodes 372 amino acids. NCBI's taxonomy places the organism in Eukaryota, Metazoa, Chordata, Mammalia, Rodentia, Muridae. Gene Ontology annotation, molecular function: A-type (transient outward) potassium channel activity; protein binding; voltage-gated monoatomic ion channel activity involved in regulation of postsynaptic membrane potential. The transcript has a single exon.
ACGCCGCCACCGCCCGCCCCGCAGCCCGGCAGCCCCGCAGUCCCGGCUCCCCGCAGCCCCGCAGCGCCCCGACCCCGGGGACACCGGCCGCGCAGUAAGUUGGCAGGAGCGAGUGGCCUGGGCGGCUCGCCUCCCCCGCACCUUUUUGAACUUGUUGCUGUUGGCUCUGCCUGCCUGCGCCUGGCUUUUGGGGAAGGUGACAAGGAGGAGGGAGGCACGGAGGGUGGGGGAAGGGGACGGAGAGCUCGCCAGAGCUUUAUUUAUGCUCCCUGGGAGCCUGGGAUCUGGCUGCUCGCGAGCCGUUGGCUCUCCCUUUCCUUUUCCGGGUGCAAGGCGACGGCAAAGUCUCUAUGCAACUCAGCCCCGGCGCGCACUUUGCCAGGUAUGUACCGCGGGCGAGGCGCAUUCUGCGCGGAGGCAGAUGCUGCUGCCGCCACGGCGGCGGCGGCUGCCAGCUCCCGGGCUCUGUAACUGUCACAUUGCACCUGAGCUGAACUUGAACAGAGAGUGAAGGGGCCCAUCUGGCGAACGCUCUUGGUUGGCACACAGGGUGUCUGUCGACGUUGGGGGAGAGCGAGGCUCUAGACCGACGCCCCCCACCGCGAGCCCUGCACUUCACCUCCAUCUCUGCAAGCUCAGCGGGACCAGAGGCGGCCAGCAGACUCCAAGGGACUCGGGACAGCAGCUGUGACCGCAUCUCUGGAGCUACAACAACAGGUCGUCUUUUUUCGAGACGCCUUUGGCGGGAAGGACUACUUCAAGCGAAAAGGGAAGGUGAAAAGGUUCUUUCUUUUCAGAGACUACCGCUGGGUGACUUUCUCUCUUUCCUCUCUCCUGCACUGUAUACUGACCCCAAAUCAACCAGACUGUAUCAGGGGAGAAGUGAAGACACCUGUUUGAAGAAGCGGUUGUUUCUGAAGUCACCUGUGUGCUUAUAUGUGCCAGGAGGUACCCUGGUCCAAUUGUUGGCAGAGAUUUGUUUAAGCUCUAUGCAGAGAGAUUUGUAGGUCACUGUCUUUUUUAAUCUUAGUAUUCCAAAGACUUGUCUGUGAGGGAGAUCUGGCCUUCUGAGAACUGUGACUUCACCUGGGCCACCUUGGAAUAACCGCGUUCCUGUGAACACUGUUCCCCGGUGUUUUGUUUGACGUGAAGAAGUGGGGCAUUGCGUUACUUUCAUUGUGUCACUUUGGGUGACCCUGAUCAUUCUUGUGACCUACCCUUCCCGACAACAUGGCGGCCGGGGUCGCAGCAUGGCUGCCCUUUGCCAGGGCAGCCGCCAUUGGGUGGAUGCCUGUUGCCUCGGGGCCUAUGCCAGCUCCUCCGAGGCAGGAGAGGAAAAGGACUCAGGAUGCCCUGAUUGUGCUGAACGUGAGUGGCACCCGUUUCCAGACAUGGCAGGAUACCCUGGAACGCUACCCAGACACUUUACUGGGCAGUUCUGAGAGAGACUUUUUCUACCACCCAGAGACCCAACAGUAUUUCUUUGACCGUGACCCAGACAUCUUUCGCCACAUCCUCAAUUUCUACCGCACGGGGAAGCUUCAUUAUCCCCGCCACGAGUGUAUCUCGGCUUAUGAUGAAGAAUUGGCCUUCUUUGGCCUCAUCCCAGAAAUUAUUGGCGACUGCUGUUAUGAGGAGUACAAGGACCGCAGGCGGGAGAAUGCAGAGCGCCUACAGGAUGAUGCUGACACUGACAACACAGGGGAGAGUGCACUGCCCACCAUGACCGCCAGGCAGAGGGUCUGGCGGGCCUUUGAGAAUCCCCACACCAGCACCAUGGCUCUGGUGUUCUACUAUGUGACUGGGUUCUUCAUUGCGGUCUCGGUCAUAGCGAAUGUGGUGGAAACAGUUCCAUGUGGGUCCAGCCCAGGCCACAUAAAGGAACUGCCUUGCGGUGAACGGUAUGCAGUGGCCUUCUUCUGCUUGGAUACUGCCUGUGUCAUGAUCUUCACUGUUGAGUACUUGCUUCGCCUGGCCGCAGCACCUAGUCGUUACCGUUUUGUGCGAAGUGUCAUGAGCAUCAUCGAUGUGGUGGCCAUCCUGCCCUAUUACAUUGGGCUGGUGAUGACAGACAAUGAGGAUGUCAGUGGAGCGUUUGUCACACUCCGAGUCUUCCGAGUCUUCAGGAUCUUUAAGUUCUCCCGCCACUCUCAAGGCCUGCGUAUCCUGGGGUACACACUGAAGAGCUGUGCAUCAGAACUGGGCUUUUUGCUCUUUUCCCUCACGAUGGCUAUCAUCAUUUUCGCUACGGUUAUGUUCUACGCAGAAAAGGGCUCUUCGGCAAGCAAGUUCACCAGCAUCCCUGCAGCCUUCUGGUACACCAUCGUCACCAUGACAACGCUGGGGUAGGUGCCAUUGUAGCAAAUGGGAUGGGGAUUGCACAUAGGUGGGUUGGUUAUGAAUCUCUUAAGUCUUACGAUACUUUAGGAUAACUACAUUUUUCUCUUAAUGAACUUAUGAAAGCACUAUUUAAAGAUUUGGAAAAAUAUUUUGAUCUGUGAAAUGGGUAUGGCGAAAAAGAUUCAAAGUACCAGGGAGUUUCCAGCAAAUAUUAAGUAUUGAUACUAGAAAGUGACAAAUACAGAAUUAAUAGAGUAAUUAGGAGAUGUGG